Ceratosolen solmsi marchali is the source of this 883-nucleotide messenger RNA. RefSeq names its product chromatin modification-related protein EAF6/MEAF6 (gene Eaf6). Gene Ontology annotation, cellular component: histone acetyltransferase complex. NCBI's taxonomy places the organism in Eukaryota, Metazoa, Arthropoda, Insecta, Hymenoptera, Agaonidae. The record is from RefSeq and is a predicted model, not a curated record. The transcript has 4 exons. Bases 90 to 746 code for a protein of 218 amino acids.
UAUAUAAGCGAAUUUUAGAGUUUUUGUUUAUUAUAGUGCUAGUUGAUACGAAUUUAUUUUACAGUGAAUAAAAACAAAUUUCGUUAAUCAUGUCCACAAAAUCGUCAGUAGAUUUGAGAGCAGAAUUAGCUGAACUCGUUAAAAGAAAAGCAGAAAUUGCUGAAACAUUAGCGAAUCUUGAAAGGCAAAUAUAUGCCUUUGAAGGGAGUUAUCUCGAAGAUACACAACUAUAUGGUAACAUCAUUCGUGGAUGGGACAGAUAUUUAGCAAGUAACAAAAAUACUAACAGUAAAGCUGAUAAACGAAAUAGAAAAUUUAAAGAGGCUGAAAGGUUAUUCUCAAAAUCAUCAAUUACAUCUAUGGCUGCUGUUAGUGGAUUGGCUGAAAAUGCACAGGAAAAAAUUGACCGAUACAGCGAGUCAGAAUCGCAGAUUGGAAACAGUGGCAGUGAGGACAAUUGUAACUUCAGCAAUUCAAACACAAUCUCAUCUAGCAAUAGCAAAGAAGUCAGUGGUAAAAACCACACAUCUGUUCAAACUGGAUAUGCUCAAAAUAAUGGUUCUCUUGGUAGUACAGACAGUAAUGUUUCUUUUCCAAUUCAAUCAAAUGGCCCUAUAACUAAUGGUAAUUUAGAUCAUGUAUCAACGCCAGUGAAAGAUGGACAUAGCAAUAGUAAAGAUAUUAACAAAAGUAGACCAUCUAAUAGUGCUAAAAAAAGUAGUAGUAAGAGAUCUAGAAAUAGGUAGGAUUUGUAAAUUUGGAAUCUUCUUCCACCCCAACAGUUCAUUUAAUAGUCCAUAUUUCAUCAAACAUUGCAAUCAUACAAACUCGUGUUUAUUAUUAAUUUCAAUGAAAAAUAAUGAGAAUUUGAAGACUUUGAUGA